Molecule: messenger RNA, 5416 nt
Organism: Artibeus jamaicensis (Jamaican fruit-eating bat)
Lineage: Eukaryota; Metazoa; Chordata; Mammalia; Chiroptera; Phyllostomidae
Product: signal recognition particle 54 kDa protein
Exons: 17
Coding region: 345-2072 (575 amino acids)
Biological process (GO): SRP-dependent cotranslational protein targeting to membrane, translocation; SRP-dependent cotranslational protein targeting to membrane
Cellular component (GO): signal recognition particle, endoplasmic reticulum targeting; cytosol
Molecular function (GO): endoplasmic reticulum signal sequence receptor activity; 7S RNA binding; GTP binding
Source: RefSeq, a predicted model, not a curated record
CGUAAAUAAGAACGUGGUGUGUGCCCCGGAAGCGGAAGUGCAUCCUCUUCUUGAAAGGCUGAAUUACGCGGAGUGGUGACGUUUCCUCAUUGGGCGGAAGGUUCGGUGGCAGUCGUCGGUCUACCAGCUGGUGGGAGUUGGCGUAGCUGUGCUGGACUCUGGGACCCUCGUUUAUAUAGUUUGGAAAGUCGGUCUGUGGCGUCGCACCUGUCUGUCUGAUCCCCGCUUUCCUCUGAUUCCUCCCACGGCGUGGGGCCUCGCAAAGGAAUCCCUGGCCCCUUUGGGCCACGGCCGUAGCUGUGCCUUUUGAGAUUUCCUUGUAAUCACGUCUCAAAACCUUCAAGAUGGUAUUAGCAGACCUUGGAAGAAAAAUAACAUCAGCAUUACGCUCUUUGAGCAAUGCCACCAUUAUCAAUGAAGAGGUAUUAAAUGCUAUGCUAAAAGAAGUAUGUACAGCAUUAUUGGAAGCAGAUGUUAAUAUUAAACUAGUGAAACAACUAAGAGAAAAUGUAAAGUCUGCUAUUGAUCUGGAGGAGAUGGCAUCUGGUCUUAACAAAAGAAAAAUGAUUCAGCACGCUGUAUUUAAAGAACUUGUAAAGCUUGUAGACCCUGGAGUUAAAGCAUGGACACCUACCAAAGGAAAACAGAACGUGAUCAUGUUUGUUGGAUUGCAAGGGAGUGGUAAAACUACCACAUGUUCAAAGUUAGCUUAUUAUUACCAGAGGAAAGGUUGGAAGACCUGUUUGAUAUGUGCAGACACAUUCAGAGCAGGGGCUUUUGACCAACUAAAACAGAAUGCUACUAAAGCAAGAAUUCCAUUCUAUGGAAGCUACACAGAAAUGGAUCCUGUUAUCAUUGCCUCGGAAGGAGUGGAGAAAUUCAAAAAUGAAAAUUUUGAAAUUAUUAUUGUUGAUACAAGUGGACGUCAUAAACAAGAAGACUCUUUGUUUGAAGAAAUGCUUCAAGUUGCUAAUGCUAUACAACCUGAUAACAUUGUUUAUGUGAUGGAUGCCUCCAUUGGGCAGGCUUGUGAAGCCCAGGCUAAGGCUUUUAAAGAUAAAGUAGAUGUAGCCUCAGUAAUAGUGACAAAACUUGAUGGCCAUGCAAAAGGUGGAGGUGCACUCAGUGCAGUUGCUGCCACAAAAAGUCCAAUUAUUUUCAUUGGUACAGGGGAACAUAUAGAUGACUUUGAACCUUUCAAAACACAGCCUUUCAUUAGCAAACUUCUUGGUAUGGGUGACAUUGAAGGACUGAUAGACAAAGUCAAUGAGUUGAAGUUGGAUGACAAUGAAGCACUUAUAGAGAAGUUGAAGCAUGGUCAGUUUACGUUGCGAGAUAUGUAUGAACAAUUUCAAAAUAUCAUGAAAAUGGGCCCCUUCAGUCAAAUCUUGGGUAUGAUUCCUGGUUUUGGAACAGAUUUUAUGAGCAAAGGAAAUGAACAGGAGUCAAUGGCAAGGCUAAAGAAAUUAAUGACGAUAAUGGAUAGUAUGAAUGAUCAAGAACUUGACAGUACGGAUGGUGCCAAGGUUUUUAGUAAGCAACCAGGAAGAAUCCAAAGAGUAGCAAGAGGAUCGGGUGUGUCAACGAGAGAUGUUCAGGAACUUUUGACACAAUAUACCAAGUUUGCACAGAUGGUAAAAAAGAUGGGAGGUAUCAAAGGACUUUUCAAAGGUGGUGACAUGUCUAAGAAUGUGAGCCAGUCACAGAUGGCAAAAUUGAAUCAACAAAUGGCCAAAAUGAUGGAUCCACGAGUUCUUCAUCACAUGGUGUGUGACUUUCUUGGAGAGAAGAUUGCGUCUGUUUUGGGCAUCAGCACCCCAAAAUACCAGUAUGCCAUUGAUGAGUAUUACCGGAUGAAGAAGGAGGAGGAGGAGGAGGAGGAAGAAAACAGGAUGUCUGAAGAAGCAGAAAGACAAUACCAACAGAAGAAGAUGCAGGCUGAUUCCACUGUUCAGACAGAUCAGCCAGAAACAGUGGUAUCCAAUUCAUUUGUGAAUCUCAAUUUUGAAAUGGAGGGAGAUUGUGAAGUAAUUGCAGAAAGCAAACAAAAUCCAGUCUCUGUCCCACCAUAGAAUGCAGUGACUUUCAAACUUCGAACCCUAAGGUGGUUUUCUUAUCAGGAACUUUGACAUUAUUCAGUAAUACUUAAUAUAGUUAUUUAUACUUUAAAUUAUUACCUGGAAAGGGGAUAAUGUUUCUUUAUCCUUCGGCUUUGUCUAGCAAAAGUCAGAUCUGAAAUUUGGAUGUUUGUACUGUGCUUUUACUGUGUGUCUAAUUAGUGUUUUGGUUUUAAAACGAUAUUUAUAAAAAAGUAAAGGACAUUUCAGACCCCUAACUGCAAUUAAGAAGAGUUAAAUUAUCAUGAUUGUCUGUUACUUGUAUUUGUGAAAAAAAAUUGGUAAGUUGCUGAUUAAGGCUAAUUGAAGCUGAUGUUCCUAAUUUCAGAGGAUUUUUUUCCCCUAGAUCUUUUCAUUGUUAUUCUUACAUUUAUAUAUCUAGCCACCAAUUUCAUACUAAGGAUGAUUCACUGAGUUUGUAAUAAAAGGAGCAAGAUAAAAGCACUUAGAAUUUUAUUUUCUUGAAUAUCUUUAUUUUAUGGAAAGAUGAUUGAGUUUUUAACACCAAAUCUUAAAAUAGGUUCCUUUUUUUUAUGUAGGUUAUUUAAACUUUUUAGUAGUUAUUAAAUAAGUAUCUUUGAACAUAAUGUUAAAAUACUAAGUUAUUGAAUGAAUUUAUUAAUGUAUUUGUUUUCAAGUGGCAAUACCUAAUGAUUAUCCACAUGGCGUCCCGGUUAUGUCACUCAUUGAGCCCUUAGUGCCUCCUAUGGGCCAGGUACUUACAGGGAGGGGCUGGGAUUGGGAGGCAGAUGAAGAGUUAACCCAUCAGGGGCUCAGUUAAAUACUGUACAAGGUGCAGUGGUAACAUAAUGAAGGUAGUUGUCAUUUACCUCUUCAAAGUAACAACAGUAAAGUGGACAGUUUGCCUGGCCCAUGUGGGCCAUCUGUCUAUCCACUGUGCUGUUAGCCAAACUUACAAAAAUAUAGUAUGAAAUUAAUUUUGAAAGUAUUCUUAAAUAUGUGUUCAGAAUCUUAUGUCUGUAUGAUUUUGAUUUGUAACUAAAUGUGGGUAAGGAAGAGUAUGUAGCAUAGUUCAGAUAUUGCUAUUAAAAGACUAUUCACAAACUGAAAGAGCCUUUAGAAAUUAAUGGUUAUUGAUAGCCAUCUAAACAGCAUUAAACUUCCCAUCUCAAAUAUAUCUACAUAAAAUACAGAGAAACAACACACAUACACCGGGCCUAUUAUGGAACUCUGUUCUCAAUGAACAUGAACAUCUAGCCACGAAGUUCAGUUUUUUAACUGAAAUUUGAAGAAUUUAUGAAAGAUAAUUCUUCAUUAAGAAUCUGUGGUUACAUGGAUUAGUAGUGGUUCAUGGCAUGCGAUGGUAAUCUUAUUAGUCAUGGGUGUAAACUGCACAGUUUAGUGUUUCAGGGACUAAUCAUCAGAUUAUAUAAUUAAUGGCACCGUAAAUUAUAGUUUACCAGUAGCUUUAAAACAUCGUAACCUGAAAACUAGAAACUUUCUAAUUAUAGCAGAAGAUAAUGACUUCCACUACAUGUUUUGUGUUUCUUGAAUUUUACAUUCUUGUCCAACAGUGGCUAGUCUGUAAUGUUUAUAUGGUUAUACACUGUGCCUUAAAUUUUUAUAUUUUUAUUUAUGCAAACUAAAACAUUUCCCAUAAAUGCAUUAAAUGGUUUUGUCUUAUUUUCAAGCUUCCUUCAGUUUUUCUUACUUUCAUCCCUUUUAAUAUUUACUGUUCUCUCUGGGUCAUAGUUCAUGAUAUUCUAGCCUCUUCUGAUCUUUCUUAUCUUACAAACUAAACAUAGUGUAACUGAGACCCUUUACAGUGAGUUCAAUUCUCUAAUGACAAUCCUUGACAAACGGAAUUAACCCUGGUACUGGUUAAUAAAUCUAGACAAAUUUUUUAUACCGAUUUUAAUUAAAGUAAAAUAUUAACUUUUUUUUUUUUUACCAUAUCUAAACACUUCCCAGAAAUGAAUGGGAAAGCCUGUAAUCUCUGAUAUACAUAAUACUUCAGUAGAAUACUCAAGGUUAAAUUACCACAUAGUUUAAACUAUCAGAUAUUCAAUUUUUUUUUUUAAGAUUUUAUUCAUUUAUUUUCAGAGGGUAGGGGAGGGGAAAGAGAAGGAUGGAAACAUCAAUGAGUGGUUGUCUCUCACACACCCCCCACUGGACACCCAGCCCAGAAUGGGCCCUGCCUGGGAUUUGAACCAGUGGCCCUUUGCUUUGCAGGCUGGCACCCAAUCCACUGAGCCAUACCAGCCAGGGACAGAUAUUCAAGUUCUUAAUGACCAAUGUCAGAAACAUUCCCUGAAAACUUCCUUUAUUCCUAAAGGUUACACAGAUUUAAGUGGACCUCUUCUGCCUUCACCAGAUCAUACUUGCCUUAUUUAUUUGAGCUAAGUGGAAUGAGAAUUUACUGCUUCCUAAUUUGAUACUAUUGUUCCCAAACUAUUAAUUCCAAUAAUGAGAACAUUUGCUGUGUUCUAUAGGCAUGUGAAGUAUUUUAUUUAAACCAUUUCUAAGGAUUCGGAUUCAAAGGUUUUACAUACAGCAUUUAUCUUAAUGAAUAUAGUCUAGUCUUUGAGAGAUCAUGUAUCAUCAAGGUCUGCAGAAUUUUCAUUGUCAUUUGCAACAAGGGCUUCCCUGUUCUCAUAAGUCCAGAAGCCAUUCAGAUCGAUCAGAAUGGUGGUGACUGUGUCUCCUUGAUUACUGUUGAUUAAGUCCUGAAGAGAGAUUCUCAAAGGAUCCUUUGGUUUUACCAUGUCAAAGAUUUCAUCCUGCAACAGAAAAAAAAUCACAGUGAAAUCUGAUAUAUGAUUCACUUAAUUUCUAUCACACAGUGACCUAAAAUUCAGCACUUAAGCUUAUGUAAAAUUUUUAUUCCAGUUUUUUCUUUUCCAUUCAACAGAUAGGUAGUUUCCUUUAUGUACAAUCACAGAAUUGUAUGGAAGGUCCCUCACGUAGGUGAUAACUAUCCCUCACUGAGGAAUAAACAGGCUCAGAGACUGAGCUAACACAAGCUACAUAGCUAAUAGCUAAACUGUCUAAUGCAUGUUAACUACUUUUCUUUUGUUGGUGGUAAAGCAAAGCCUUCAUUUAAUUUAAAUGCAAACUCAGCUCAAAGUAAAAACUUAAAUGCUUCAGAGCCAAGACUAUGACAAAGAUUAUUUCUAAUAUUGAUGUCAGCCUUUUACUCUGGACCUAGGAUGGGGAUGGGGGUUGGUAUUAAAGAAUUAGUCAUCUGGAAUGACAUGAAAUGGUGCUAAAACUUACUGAACAGAUGGAAAUACUUCUAUGUUAUGAAAUGUACUGUAUGAAUAUUUACAAAGAAUUAG